This is a messenger RNA of Encephalitozoon hellem ATCC 50504, 1275 nucleotides long. Its product is annotated as putative DEAD-box helicase. Gene Ontology annotation, biological process: cytoplasmic translational initiation. The record is from RefSeq and is a predicted model, not a curated record. The coding region runs from base 1 to 1275 and encodes 424 amino acids. Gene Ontology annotation, molecular function: RNA helicase activity; ATP binding; translation initiation factor activity. Gene Ontology annotation, cellular component: cytoplasmic stress granule. Lineage: Eukaryota; Fungi; Microsporidia; Unikaryonidae. The transcript has a single exon.
AUGGAAGAGAAAUCUCUAAUCCAAGAUGAUAGGGAAGUCGCAAGGGAACUAUUUACAAUGAUUAAGAGAGAUACUGCUGCCAUAGAAACAGGCCUAGAUGAGAAUGUCAGCGGGGUAGGAACGGACAGAGGAAAGUUAUUGGUUGCAGAGCAUUUUUCCGAUAUGGGACUAUCAGAGGAACUCUUAAAAGCCAUAUACAACAAGGGGUUUGAAAAGCCUAGCUUAAUCCAAAAAUCAGCAAUUCCCCAUAUUCUUAGGAGGCACAAUAUUGUUGUUCAGAGCAAGAGUGGCACCGGAAAAACAAUAGCCUACACCUGUGGAGUCCUUGGAAAUACAAGAGUUGGGGAGGGAACCCAAGCGUUGGUGGUUACACCUACAAGGGAAUUAAAUACUCAGGUUACUGAGGUUAUUUCUGGAUUGGCACAGCCUCUUGGAAUGAAGGUCUUUUCGGCGUUGAAAAACAAGGCCACGGAGUCUGUCAAAGAAGAAGUUGUUGUUGGAAGUCCCGGAACUAUUCUGAAGCUUAUCGACCUUGGAAAGCUAAACCACAAGGAGAUUAGAACCAUAGUUCUCGACGAGGCAGAUAUUCUUCUUGAUAAGGAUAUGAUGGGAACACAGACAUUCAGAAUACUCAAGCUUGUUUCUGGGGCACAGAUCGUUUUCUUUUCUGCAACAUACUCUGAACAAGUUAAGCAGACAAUUGAGUUCUACGCACCCGAUGCAAUCAAAAUGUAUGAAGAGCGCAAUGGAAAACCCGACGAAAUUAAGUUAUUCUACAUAGAAUCGGAGGGAGACAGCAAAAGAAAGGCAUUGAAGUCGCUUUACGAAUACCUUUCAAUUAGCCAGAUGAUCAUAUUUGUAAGUACAAAGGCAACAGUUAAUUACUUGAAGAAAAAAUUAGAAGAUGACUUGCAUUCUGUGUCUUGUUUGCAUGGAGACUUGGAGAUCGAAGAAAGGGAAAAAGCUGUUGAAGAAUUUAGAUCCUCAAAAUCCAAGAUACUUCUUACAACAGAUGUUUUUUCAAGAGGAAUGGAUAUUCCACAGGUCAAUCUGAUUGUUAAUUAUGAUCUUCCAAUAUACAAAGGGGUUGCGUCAACACAAACCUACAUCCAUAGGAUAGGGAGGUCUGGAAGAUUUGGAAGAACGGGGUUUGUGGUGGAUUUUGUCCGAGAUGAAGAGCUAGAAGCAUAUCUGAAAUUCCAAAAAGAACUAAAAUUUGCAUCAAAGAAAUUUACAAUCAGGGCGCUCGAAGAAGUUGCAGAAGAACUUGGGUAG